Molecule: messenger RNA, 2830 nt
Organism: Phyllopteryx taeniolatus (common seadragon)
Lineage: Eukaryota; Metazoa; Chordata; Actinopteri; Syngnathiformes; Syngnathidae
Product: gastrula zinc finger protein XlCGF7.1-like
Exons: 3
Coding region: 227-1177 (316 amino acids)
Source: RefSeq, a predicted model, not a curated record
CCUAUGACACUGCGCAUGCGCGUACAGCCUGCAGGCACAAACGAGACAAGCGGAAAAUGAACGAAUACGGGAGUUAUUUAGCUCCUCAAAGUUAUUACUACGUGGUUGGUUAUUAACAAGGACCACACGCAAUCAGUUUUGACAUUCCGCUGACGUCAGCAGGUUACCACUGACUGGAGAGUGACGAAGACGAACAAUAACUUCAUCAUCACAGUCAGGGACUACAAUGGAAGAACCUUUGAGGAGUGAUGCAGACUGUGAAGACGUUCAGCACCUGAUUGGUCAUCAGGAAGAACUUCCCCCUCAACCACGGUGGGGGACCUCCAGUGUGGAGCAAGAUGAUCCACAGGCCCCACAUGUUAAAGAGGAAGAGGAGGCUCUACAGCCGCCCCAGAUUAAGGAGGAAGAGGAGGAGACUGACGUCAGCAAUUUGCCACUGGCUUGUGUCUCUGUGAAAAACGAAGACGAAGACAAGAAACCGGAGUGGUCGAAAUUUCAUAUUCAAAGUCCAAAUGGUGACCACUGUGGGGGCCCACCGUCAGACAACCUCUUAGGUCCACUGUCAGACAGUGGGGACACAGAAGAACACAGUGUAGAUGAUCACAAACCAACCAACUGCUCUGAAAUGCAAUCAACUCUCCACAAAGAAACUUCACAAAGGCGUAAAAAACGUGUUACCUGCUCAGUUUGUGGUAAAACUUUUGCCACUAAGCAAACUUUGGUAACACACAUGAGAACACACACAGGAGAAAAACCCUUUAGUUGCUCAUUUUGCGGUAAAGAAUUUUCUCAAAAGGGACCAAUGAUACGACACAUGAGAGUACACACAGGGGAAAAACCUUUCAGCUGCUCAGUUUGCAGGAAAACAUUCUCUCAAAAAGGAAGUAUAGAAUUACACAUGAGAACACACACAGGAGAAAAACCCUUUAGUUGCUCUGCUUGUGGCAAAACAUUCUCUCAAAAAGAAAAUAUGAUAACACACAUGAGAAAACACACCGGGGAAAAACCCUUUCGCUGCUCAGAUUGCGGUAAAUCGUUCUCUCGAAAGGAACAUGUGGCAACACACAUGAGAACACACACAGGAGGAAUACCCUUUACUUGUUCAGUGUGUGGAGAAAGCUAUGGUCAUAGGGCCAGUUUGACUGAGCACAUGCAGAAACACAACACAGAGAGCUAAUAAAUGUUUUCAUUUUAGGACUUGGACUAACUAAAAAGUGACGAGUGGCAAUGUGUGUCACAGAAGACUUGGAUAUACAGGGUGAUUGAAAAGUAACUCCUUAUUUUAAAAUACGUAUAAUUUAUUCAUAUGUUGUAAUAUUUUUCUCAAUUUUUUUGUGUAUGUUCCAUGAUUGAAGGAGCAAGUCCAUUCUACCAAACCAACGAUUUUGGAAGAACACGCAGCACCACAUAUUGACAGAAAAAAUGGAAUUGUUGACAUUUUUGCAGAUUUAUUCAAAAAGAAAAACUGAAAUAUCACACAGCCUUAAGUAUUCAGACCCUUUGCUCAGUAUUUAGUAGAAGCCCCCUUUUGAGCUAAUACAGCCAUGAGUCUUUUUGGGAAUGAUGCAGCAAGUUCUUCACACCUGGAUUUGAGGAUCAUCUGCCAUUCCUACUUGCAGAUCCUCUCCAGUUCUGUCAGGUUGGAUGGUGAACGUUGGUGGGCAGCCAUUUUCAGGUCUCUCCAGAGAUGCUCAAUUGGGUUUAAGUCAGGGCUCUGGCUGGGCCAUUCAAGAACAGUCACAGAGUUGUUCUGAAGCCAGUCCUUUGUUAUUUUAGCAGUGUGCUUAGGGUCAUUGUCUUCUUGGAAGGUGAACCUUCGGCCCAGUGUGAGGUUCUGAGCACUCUGGAGAAGGUUUUCGUCCAGGAUAUCCCUGUACUUGGCCGCAUUCAUCUUUUCUUCGAUUGCAACCAGUCGUCCUGUCCCUGCAGCUGAAACACCCCCACAGCAUGAUGCUGCCACCACCAUGCUUCACUGUUGGGACUGUAUUGGACAGGUGAUGAGCAGUUCCUGGUUUUCUCCACACAUGCCACUUAGAAUUAAGGACAACAAUUUUUAUCUUGGUGUCAUUAGACCAGAGAAUCUUAUUUCUCACCACCUUGGAGUCCUUCAGAUGUUUUUUUAGCAAACUCCAUGUGGGCUUUCAUGUGUCUUGCACUGAGGAGAGGCUUCCGUCGGGCCAGUCUGCCAUAAAGCCCCGACUGGUGGAGGGCUGCAAUGAUGGUUGACUUUCUAGAACUUUCUCCCAUCUCCCAAUUGCAUCUCUAGAGCUCAGCCACAGUGAUAUUUGGGUUCUUCUUUACCUCUCACCUUGGCUCUUCUCCCCUAAUUGCUCAGUUUGGCCGGACGGCCAGCUCUACGAAGGCUUCUGGUCGUCUCAAACGUCUUCCAUUUAAGGAUUAUGGAGGCCACUGCUCACACUGAAAUAAUUUUUUUUUACAUCUCGGGGGUCACAUCCACACAUCCAACAUUAGUUGACAGAAUGAAUGUGGUGUCUUUAUCACCCCUAUUCAGCAGCGUACAGUAUACGCACCAAUACUGGGUCACAUCGGGGAAGCUCAGAACACAGACGCACAGAUUCACUGUCUAUGGUGGAGAGCUUCAAGAAAUAGAAUCAGGGAGGACUUGUUCACUGAAAUACAGCACAGUUUGUUCAGCCUUCACGGGGGUAGCUUUGAGGUUCAAUUGUGCUGGGUGCACAGCACAGGCAGGGGUGAAGGGGAAUGAGGUCGCUGAUGACUUAGCAAAAAAAAGGUCCUUAGGCAUUAAUUCUGAUACGUGUGAGCGAUGCAGUGUAAAAGAAAAUAUGAAUAAUAAAAAAAAAUAAGCGUG